Talpa occidentalis (Iberian mole) is the source of this 2036-nucleotide messenger RNA. It is a transcript of the gene PANX2, whose product is annotated as pannexin 2. Lineage: Eukaryota; Metazoa; Chordata; Mammalia; Eulipotyphla; Talpidae. Gene Ontology annotation, molecular function: channel activity. The record is from RefSeq and is a predicted model, not a curated record. The transcript has 3 exons. The coding region runs from base 1 to 2019 and encodes 672 amino acids. Gene Ontology annotation, biological process: monoatomic cation transport; positive regulation of interleukin-1 production.
AUGCACCACCUCCUGGAGCCGUCCGCGGACAUGGCGACGGCGCUGCUGGCGGGCGAGAAGCUGCGCGAGCUCAUCCUGCCCGGCGCGCAGGACGACAAGGCGGGCGCGCUGGCCGCGCUGCUGCUGCAGCUGAAACUCGAGCUGCCGUUCGACCGCGUGGUCACCAUCGGCACCGUGCUGGUCCCCAUCCUGCUGGUCACCCUGGUCUUCACCAAGAACUUCGCAGAGGAGCCCAUUUACUGUUACACCCCGCACAACUUCACCCGCGACCAGGCGCUGUACGCCCGUGGCUACUGCUGGACGGAGCUGCGGGACGCGCUGCCCGGCGUGGACGCCAGCCUGUGGCCAUCGCUGUUCGAGCACAAGCUGCUGCCCUACUCGCUGCUGGCCUUCGCGGCCAUCAUGUACGUGCCGGCGCUGGGCUGGGAGUUCCUGGCCUCCACGCGCCUCACCUCCGAGCUCAACUUCCUGCUGCAGGAGAUUGACAACUGCUACCACCGGGCGGCCGAGGGCCGCGCGCCCAAGAUCGAGAAGCAGAUCCAGUCCAAGGGCCCGGGCAUCACGGAGCGCGAGCGGCGCGAGAUCAUCGAGAACGCCGAGAAGGAGAAGAGCCCCGAGCAGAACCUGUUCGAGAAGUACCUGGAGCGCCGGGGCCGCAGCAACUUCCUGGCCAAGCUGUACCUGGCCCGGCACCUGCUCAUCCUGCUGCUCAGCGUGGCGCCCAUCUCCUACCUGUGCACCUACUACGCCACGCAGAAGCAGAACGAGUUCACCUGCGCGCUGGGCGAGACCCCCGCGGGCGCGGGCGCCGCCGUGCGGGUCAGCUGCAAGCUCCCGGCCGUGCAGCUGCAGCGCAUCGUGGCCGGCGUGGACAUCGUCCUGCUCUGCUCCAUGAACCUCAUCAUCCUGGUCAACCUCAUCCACCUCUUCAUCUUCCGCAAGAGCAACUUCAUCUUCGACAAGCUGCACAAGGUGGGCAUCAAGACGCGCCGCCAGUGGCGCCGCUCGCAGUUCUGCGACAUCAACAUCCUCGCCAUGUUCUGCAACGAGAACCGGGACCACAUCAAGUCGCUCAACCGCCUGGACUUCAUCACCAACGAGAGCGACCUCAUGUACGACAACGUGGUGCGGCAGCUGCUGGCCGCGCUGGCGCAGUCCAACCACGACGCCACGCCCACGGUGCGCGACGCGGGCGUGCAGACGCUGGACCCCAGCGCCAACCCCGCCGAGCCCGACGGCGCCGCCGAGCCGCCCGUGGUCAAGCGGCCGCGCAGGAAGAUGAAGUGGAUCCCCAGCAGCAACCCGCUGCCGCAGCCCUUCCGGGAGCAGCUGGCCGUGAUGCGCGUGGAGGGCGGCAAGGCCGACAAGCCCAAGCCCGUGCGCCGCAAGACGGCCACCGACACGCUCAUCGCGCCGCUGCUGGACGCGGGCGCCCGCGCCGCGCACCACUACAAGGGCGGCCACGGCGACGCGGGCCCCGCGCCCGGGCCGGCCCCGGCCGACAAGAAGCACGCGCGCCACUUCUCCCUGGACGUGCACCCCUACAUCCUGGGCUCCAAGAAGGCCAAGGCCGAGGCCGCGCCCGCCGCCGCCCUGCCCGCCUCGCGCAGCCAGGAGGGCGGCUUCCUGUCCCAGGAGGAGUGUGGGCUGGGCCUGCCCGUCGCCCCCACCAAAGAGGCUCCGCUCCCCGAGAAGGAGAUCCUGUACCCCGCAGAGCCGGCCCACGCCGCACUGCCCCCCGCGGGCCCGUUCCACGUGCGCUCUCCCCCCGCCGCGCCCACCACGGCCCCCCUGUCGCCGACCAGCCUGGGCAAGGCCGACCCCCUGGCCCUCCUGAGCCGGAACGCCACGCACCCCCUGCUGCACAUCAGCACGCUGUACGAGGCGCGGGAGGAGGAGAGCGGGGCGCCGCGGGCGCCCCCGGACGUGGGCAGCCUCAUCGCCAUCCCCCCGCCGCAGCAGAUCCUCAUCGCCACCUUCGACGAGCCCCGGACAGUAGUGAGUACCGUGGAGUUCUGAGGGCCGGCGCCGGCCAG